This is a messenger RNA of Pipistrellus nathusii (Nathusius's pipistrelle), 432 nucleotides long. The record is from the annotation of a GenBank genome assembly. Lineage: Eukaryota; Metazoa; Chordata; Mammalia; Chiroptera; Vespertilionidae.
AUGCCCAGUGAUGGCUGGGCCCACCGGCUCUCCCAGGCGUCACCUUUCCUGCCCUGCCGGCGGGCUCCGUCCGGCCCCUCUCGGCGAUGGGCUGUGGCCGGAGCAGGCUGCUUUGGGUCUCUCACCACGGGGCUGGUUCUGAAUCUUGGUGGUUCUGAAUUUUUUUCUACCUCACAGAGAUGUAGGACUUUAAAAGGUCUGAGGAUGAAGGCCCCUGGAGCCCAUGGGAGGAAGGGUGGGAUAAACACCAGCUGGAGCUGUGAAAAAAUGAAUGAGACUCAGCUUGCUCAGGCCACCGGGAAGCUCGUGCUCUGUGGCCCUUUCCCCAGAGCCCCGGGCCUCCCUGCAGCCCCAGCCACCUCGAGGCCAACCUGGAAGCUUUCAGAUGUUCGACGUAGAGGUACCAGGCAAACCCGGCUACCCAUGCCCUGA